UACACCUGCUUCUCGGCUGAGGACGGAGGCCAUCUCUACGUGCUGCACAUGGUAACGGUGCCCAGGGACCCGCCCCCCGGCAAGGGGAGCGUAUGGCCGUUUGCUGGGAGCGUGGCGCUAGCCCCACUUGGGACGCAGCUGCCAUCCGGCCUGGCCCCUGGGCAGAGCCCUGCGCUGGGUCACUGUGUGUGCGGGGGGGGGAGGGUCCCUCUGGGGCAGGAUCCCCAGGCUGUGCUCCCGGGGGGGCCCUCCCGAGCAGACCCACGGGGAGACCCACUCCCUGCUGGCGAGGGCCGGCCCGCGCGGGAGCCUUGCCCCAGGCCCAGCCGGCACGAGGCCGUCUUACAGGGGUGGGGAUUUGCUGUUUCCUGCCUGGCCCUGCCGGCGCGCUGCAGUUCGGGGAGUGCCUGUACAUCGCGGUGAACGGUGACGGCUCGGAGAGCGAGGACGACCUGCGCCGGAAGCUCUACGUGCUGAGGAGACUGGCCGAGGCUCACUUCGGCCUGGUGACGCUGGACUCGCACCUUGUCUGCAAGGAGUUGCGGCCGGCGGACUCGGAGCAGCGCAGCCGUGUGUGGGCCCUAUUCCAGGGCCUGCUCCAGACCUACAGCAGCCUGCGGGAGUCCGAGCAGAGCUUUGCCGUGGAGGCCGUGGAGCGGCUGAUCCACCCCCAGCUGUGCGAGCAGUGCAUCGAGUUCCUGGAGCGCCAGGUGGUGCAGCACAUCAACGCCAGCGGGCAGCGCGGGGGCGAGGAGGUGGUGCACGCCUUCCUGCUGGUGCAUACCAAACUGCUGGCCUUCUACUCCAGCCGGAGCGCCAGCACCAUCCGCCCAGCCGACCUGCUCACCCUCAUCCUCCUGGUGCAGGACCUGUGUCCCAGCCCCAGCGCAGACGAGGACCUGAGCCCCCAGCUGGCAGAGCGGGGGCUGACUCCCCAGAGACCGAAGAGCAGCGAGAGCAUCCCAGUGAAGAGCCCAGGCCCACACGGCACCCCCAGGAGCGAGGCAGAAGAGCAGGAUGCGGACGAGAUCUCCAUUCCCGAGGAGUAUUACACCCCUCAGCCCUCGCCCAGCAGGCAGAGCACAGGAGGCGCCAGCUGGUCGGAGGGCUCCGAGCCACCGGGCUCCGGGGAGGCAGAUGCUGCUGAUGUCCAGGUGGCAGAAGACUCGCUCCAGGCCCUGGUGCCCCCAAUGCCCAACGCCUCCAACCCCAGAAGGAUCUUCCUGGAUGCGAACCUGCGGGAGGGCUACUGCCCCAUGGUGCCCCACACCAUGUACUGCCUGCCGCUCUGGCCUGGCAUCUCGCUGGUGCUCCUGACCAAGAGCCCCAGCACCCACAUCGCCUGCUCCCUGUACCAACUGCUGGAUGGGUUCCUGGUGCUGGAGAAGAAGCUGAGGGAGGGGCAGGAGGUGGGGCCACCCACCCGCUCCCACCCACUCCUGGCUGAGCUGCGCCAGAGGAUGGACAAGUUCGUGAGGAAGCUGGGCAGGCAGGACAUGCAGUUACACAACGCCUGGCUGGAGUUCAAGAGCAAAGCGUUCUCCAGGCAGGAGUCCGGGAGCUCCAGGGAGCUCCUGCAGGCGCUCGGCAACGUGAGGCGGCAACUCUGCUCCGUCUAUCGCCAGCUCUUCCUGACCUCGCUGCCCACCCAGGGCCUGGCCCAGGGCCUGCAGGACUGGGCCCAGAAGCUGGUGCGGGAGAAGCUGCUGGACUGGAGGGACUUCCUGCUGGUGAAGAGCAAGCGGAACAUCACCAUGGUGUCCUACCUGGAGGACUUCCCAGGCCUGGUGCACUUCAUCUAUGUGGACCGCACCGCCGGGCAGAUGGUGGCACCUUCCCUCAACGUGGCCGAGGACUCCACCUCGGAGCUGGGCAAGGGCGCCCUGGCUGCCUUCAUCAAGAAGAAGGUCUGGUCCCUGAUCGGGCUGGCGCGGCGCUACCUGCAGAAGGGCUACACGACACUCACGCUGCGGGACGGCGACUAUUACUGCUCCUACUUCCUCUGGUUCGAGAGCGAGCUGGGUUACAAGCUGGAGGUGAUCGAGGUUCCCGUUCUCUCCGACGACUCUGCUCCCAUUGGGAUGCUGGCAGGGGAUUACUACAGGAAGCUGCUGCGCUACUACAGCAAGAACCACGCGGCUGAGGGGGUGAAGUGCUACGAGUUGCUGACGCUGCACCUGGGCGUGAUCCCUGCCGAGCGUGUGAUCCAGCAGGCCUGCGACCUGGCCCGGCGACUCUGGGAGCCCUCCCGCAUCCCCCUGCUCUGAGCCACGCGGGCUGGCAGCGAGCGUCGCCCCAGGGGCCUCCUCCUCGCUCUGAGUCAGACUGGUCCCUGGGCUGCCUGCAACGGGCUCCUUGCAGCCCCCACCUCGCUCGGCCCUGCAGCCCCCCGGGCCUGGCUGGGAGACCAGCGCCAGCCAACAUCCUGCCGUCAGCUCCCCGCCUGCUGAAACCCACCCUCCAAUGGCCAGGGGGGCUCCCCCUGCCUUGCCCCCAGAGCUGCCCAGGGUGGGGGGGCUGUUGGACGUGCGUGGCCAGGGUAGCAUAUCUGUACGUGCCACGCUCCAGGCUGGCAUUAAAGCUGGUGCACUUGGCCAGCGUGCGGCACUCCCCUGAUUCCUCCCCGUCUGCGUCAGGGGCUUGGCCGCUGACUGGGCCUUGCCUGUGGACCUGCAUGUGCGAGUACAUGGACAGACGUGUUUGCACGCACACGGAGACACUCCUGCUUGCCGUGCCUUCCCCAGCCUGAUGCUAAGGAGGGUUCAUGGUGCUCCCGCCAGGACCGGGUCCUUUUUCCCGCCGUGUGGGCAGGGCCCAGCCAGCUCCCGGGCCGGUACAUGCCAGGCCUCUGCCCUGCCCGCCUCCUGCACUAUGGGGGGUUUCCCAGGGCAGAGUUCGCUGGCUUCUCACCUACGCCUGCAAACCAAGGGCCCCUCCCCUCUGACUCCCCAGCCCCUAGGACGAAGGGGUCUGCAGCUGCCCCCAGCAUCUGUUAGCCAAGGGGGACAGCCCAGCCUGCCCCAGGGCUCUACUGUCCCAGCUCCAGCACUGGGGCCUCCCUUCAUCCCCGCCCCCAGUGGCCGGUGGGCUCGGGCUUGCUAAGCUAGGGUGCAGGUGCUCCCAGCCACACGUGCAGGGUGCCCAUGGGCAGAGCUGUGUGGGGCCAGCUCUCCCCAGCCCGUGCCUAGGGGAAGGUUUUGCCCCACAGCGGGCCGGGUGGUUGUGACAAACUGGGACUGUUCUUAAGGUGGUCUUUGAAUGCUGAGUGGGGAGUGUUGGCUGGGAAGGUGG
Molecule: messenger RNA, 3291 nt
Organism: Terrapene triunguis (Three-toed box turtle)
Lineage: Eukaryota; Metazoa; Chordata; Testudines; Emydidae
Gene: HPS1
Product: HPS1 biogenesis of lysosomal organelles complex 3 subunit 1
Exons: 16
Coding region: 93-2267 (724 amino acids)
Biological process (GO): melanosome assembly; vesicle-mediated transport
Cellular component (GO): BLOC-3 complex
Molecular function (GO): guanyl-nucleotide exchange factor activity
Source: RefSeq, a predicted model, not a curated record